Messenger RNA from Lathyrus sativus (Indian pea), 633 nucleotides. Lineage: Eukaryota; Viridiplantae; Streptophyta; Magnoliopsida; Fabales; Fabaceae. The record is from the annotation of a GenBank genome assembly.
AUGGGGACAAAGGCGAAGAAAGCUAUGAAGAAGAAUUUGAAAAGUAUUAACGCUAAAAUUAAGCCAUUUGAGAGUGCUGAUUUUUUGCCAUUGACGGGUGGUCCGGGUCGUAAACUUCCUGAACUUAAACCUCUGGAGAAUACUUCACCUGUUUUGUACAUUGGUAGAAUUCCACAUGGCUUCUAUGAGAAGGAGAUGGAAGCUUAUUUUGAACAAUUUAGAACUAUCAAGAGAUUGAGAAUAGCCAGAAAUGAGAAGACCGGAAAAUCCAAACAUUUUGGGUUCAUAGAAUUUGAAUCUCCCGAGGUAGCAAAAAUUGCCGCUGAUACUAUGCACAAUUAUUUGCUUUUCGAACACCUUCUUCAGGUUUAUGUGGUACCUGCAGAAAAUGUUCAUCCAAGAUUAUGGAAAGGGUUCAAUUACCGAUACAAGCCCUUGGACUCCCUCCAAAUUGAACGAGAGAGACACGACAAGGAAAGGACACUAGAAGAACAUAAAAAGUUGGUUGAUAGGGUUAUGAAACGUGACAAAAAACAUCGUAAAAGGAUAGAGGCCGCUGGCAUUGAUUAUGAAUGUCCCGAGAUUGUGGGUAACCUCCAUCCUACUCCAAAGAAGAUUAAGUUCGAAGACUGA